Messenger RNA from Megalops cyprinoides (Indo-Pacific tarpon), 890 nucleotides. RefSeq names its product general transcription factor IIF subunit 1-like. The record is from RefSeq and is a predicted model, not a curated record. The transcript is spliced from 3 exons. NCBI's taxonomy places the organism in Eukaryota, Metazoa, Chordata, Actinopteri, Elopiformes, Megalopidae. Bases 1 to 432 code for a protein of 143 amino acids.
AUGGAAGAGGCACAAGGAGAGGAGGAGGAGGAGGAGGAAGAGGAAGAAAGGAAGGAGAGCGAGGAGGAGAAUGAGACCAGCCUUCCCAUACCCAACCAGAGGCUACCCAGGCCCAGGCAGGACAGAGACAGCGAGGGGAGCGAAGGGGACAGGGGUGCAGAGACAGCCCCCUUCUCUUUCCUCAUGUCUCUGGACGCCGAUCCGGCGGAGUCCGAGUCAGGGGCCAGUCUCUCCGAGGCUAGCGUUUCAGGGGCCAGCGUCUCAGGGCUGUCCCUCACAGAGGCCUCGGCCCUGACAGGCUGGCACACCCUGGCAACCCCAGCGCAGCCCCGGAGCCCGCCUCUUCCUGGCCCCUGGCUCAAACCCAGCCCACAGAAACUGAGUCAGGUCUUUGAGGGGAACGGACUGAAGGGGCGAGGAGGAGGGCUGUGACACUGACCGCUAGCUGAAAAACAGAACAAGGCGUCAAGCGCCUGCUGCUCCAUUCAUCCCGACCACUGCUCCACCAGGACCAAGCCAUUAUGUUCAAACUCAACACUGUGCAAGCUCAAUACAUGCUCCUGCAAACUUCUUGACUGUUGCCAAUUUCAUCAGACAUAAACAAACCACUACUGCCAUCUAGAGGAUACUAGCCUUUUUAUGGCCAUACCAGCAGUGCUGUAUAUGUAUUAUACAGUACUGUAUUUGCCAAUUCCUGACAGGUAUCCUCAUUUCACACCUGCAACAUAUAUGCAUAUACAUAUAUCUCCUGUGGGUCUUUAAAUCUGUAACUUUGUCUGUCAGUGGCAAAUACAUUUUCACUCAUUCUGAGUUUAUCCUUUUCGUUUGAGUCAUUUUGCAGAAUUUUUACAUCUGUUUUGGGGAGGGUGUCAAAGAACAAUGGAGCAUAG